AUGUCGGAUACGGCUCUUGACGUGAGCAGCCGAAAGGCUGAUGGUCGCUCCUCUGGACGUAUCUUCUCCCCGGAUAUUUUGACUGCACUGGCUAGACUAGUUGCUGGCUCUUUCAUCGCUGGAUUUCUUCCUGCGGCCAAUGCGACGUUCUCAAUUGCACGAUGCUGUACACUCGCCGUUCGGCAAGACUUCAAGAAAUAUUAUACCGAGUCAUACCCCUGGGAAGUGUGCAACUUCAAUAUCGACAUCAACUAUUCCGACAACGGGACCUUUCCAUCUAUUGUGCGCAGUAUGGCAUGGGCAAAAGAAUAUUGCCGGGGAGCGCAACUGAGCUCCUUGAAUCAGUGGCUGUUGCCCUUGUCAACAUAUAUCUCACCAUAUAUCGGUAUUCUGAUGAUGUCUCCCCUUGGCGAUGUCCCCUACCAUAACUAUUUGAAAUGCAAAGGUGACAAGAUUCAAAUGCUCACUGCCUUUGUCAAUGAUUUUCUCAACCCUUUGCUCAAUGUCUUAAGGAAGUACGUGCAAGAAUACAUCAGCCUUUUGGGUGAUCCUUCCAGUGCGACCUUUGGCGCUAUGCACGAGGUGUGGUCUGAUGCGAGAACCUUGAGCAAAAUUGCGCCACCGCCUCUCGAAAAGUCGUUGGGUCUCCCUCGCAAGGCAUUGUGGAUCGCCGCUCUGGCCGGAAAUAUUCGGUUCUCACAAGAAACGGGCUGGCAUCCAGAGGUCUUGCGUGCUGAAGGCCCGAACACUUCGGCUGAUGAUUUCUCUCCCAACACCGCUGGUGAGCUUGAGAAUAGCAAGGAAAAGGCCCCGGACGUUAUAUCGACCGUCAAACCGGAAAAGCCAUCGGAAGACUUGCAGCUCCUUGUGUCCGGCAGCAAGAACAAUAAAGCCACCGACAGGCUCAACGGAGCCAUCGAGAUGAUGAUUGCUUCGCAAAAGCCUUUUGUGAGCGCGAUCCUGAUUCCUGUCGUCCUGAUGCUUGCCGUCACUGCAGCAACAUUCUAUGAUGCUUACAGCAAGACAGGUGACAAAGACACCGCACUCGCCCUGGCCUACUGUGUGUGGUACUCGUGGAUUCUGAUCCUGGGUGUCGCCGGCAACUGUUAUGCCAGCGCCCUCAGCCCUAAAGUCGCCCAGAAAGCCUUUAAAGGCGUUCUUACCUUUGAAGAGGGGCCUGCGGAGACUGCACUUCGACAUCGAUAUAUCAACGGCCGUUGUUGGGAGAGCUGGGCGGCUGACCCUCGAAGCCCAACCGACUUGGGAUCCAUUUUGGAAAGGUUGAGCUCCGACUGGUUCUUCUGGCUCCGGUUCUGUUCCGGCCAGUUCCUCGGUCUCUGCUGUGUUACUUUCACGUCGGCUUGUGCUGUCGUCAUUGCAUGGACGACACCAACUGUGGGCCUGGGUUGCAGAUCGUUUAACUUCAUUUUAUACGUGAUCCUCUCCUUCGUCACGGGAUACCUGCAUGUCUUUUGUUCUUGGCUGUCAGUCCGCUCCAAAAUACAGCCUUGUGGUUCAGCCAAGGGUCACAUACGACUCCAAAUAUUCCGCUUUAUAUACUGGUCUCUUGUUUUUGUCAACUUCUUGGUCAUAGUUCUGGGAACAAUAUUCCAUCUGGUCGGCGUGUUUCGCACAUGCUGGUGCGAGCGACUAACGUGGUCGGACUCGACAUUGAUCGAGCUCAACAGCAAGACACAGCAGGCGGUAGACAAUGCUCGCAGGUACUGGGUUUCAACAGGAUAUGUAGAUUUUGGGAUUGUGUGGAUGGCAUGCAUGAUUGCUAUCAGCUUUCGCAUGUAUAUCGUGCAGAAGAUUGAUGAAUGGGACAGCGACGGCGGUCACAGCAAGGACAAAAGGAUGAACGGGAGCAGCUGA
Molecule: messenger RNA, 1875 nt
Organism: Rhinocladiella mackenziei CBS 650.93
Lineage: Eukaryota; Fungi; Ascomycota; Eurotiomycetes; Chaetothyriales; Herpotrichiellaceae
Exons: 2
Coding region: 1-1875 (624 amino acids)
Source: RefSeq, a predicted model, not a curated record